GCUGAGCCGCGGCCUCGCCGGCCCUGCCCGAUCGGACCCGGGUCCGGGCCGGAAAAACCUGGCCCGGCGGCGGCCCGGCCCGGCCCGGCCGGACUCCGCCCUCCUCCCCCUCCGUCUCCCUCUCCCUCCUCCUCUCCGCUCUCCCUCUCCGGUCUCCCUCCCUCCUCCCGUCCGUCCCCCCUCCUCCUCCUCCUCCUCUUCCCGUCCCCCAUCCUCCUCCUCCCGUUCCUCCUCCUGUCACCCUUCCGCCUCCACCUCCUCCCCCUCUUCCCCAUUCCCCCCUUCCGCCUCCACCUCGUCUCCCUCUUCCCCAUUCCCCCUUUCCGCCUCCACCUCCUCCCCCUCUUCCCCCCUUCCGUCCCCCUCCUCCUCCACCUCCCGUUCCUCCUCCUCUUCCCCAUUCCUCCCUUCCGCCUCUACUCCACCUCCUCCCCCUCUUCCCCCCUUCCGCCUCCACCUCCUUCCCCCUCUGGUCCUCUCCUUCUUCCCCUUCCUUGUUUGGGCUUCACCAAUUUCUAUAUAUAUGUUGAUGUAACUUUCCUUUUCCGUUAUAUGUAUAUAUAACUUUCCCUUUCCACCGUUCUCGUUACGGACCUAUUGUUGAUGCUUUUCCUUCGCUUUUUUGGGAGUUCAUCUGCUAAAGAUGGACGAUGGUGCGGAAGCCCAAUUGCCUCUUUCACCUGCCAAUGGUCGCCAACGCAUUCCUCUUCAAGGGCGCACUCUCCGCAGAAACGCACCCUCCAAAACCCACUACGACAGGUUUAUUCCCAACAGAGCAGCUAUGGAUUUUGAUGUUGCUCAAUAUUUAAUGGUGGAUUCAAAGAAAGAGAAUACAACAAGAAUUCUAACAUCCUCGCAAAAAGCUUAUAUGGAGCGCCUGACAGAGGUCUGCCUUAAGAACAGGACGAGGAUCCUUGCUUUUGGAAGCAAACCUCUGGAACCUGCUGAAAAUAUUUCUUGGUUGCCACAACGUUCUUGGAGUGUUAAGCCUCGUAGAUACAUUUCUCAGACUGCAGAUACAACUCUUGAAGCACCUGAGCUGAAGGAUGACGCCUACUUGAAUUUGCUUGAUUGGAGCAGCAGAAAUGUUUUGGCAAUUGCUCUUGGGCACUCCCUCUAUCUCUGGGAUGCAUCAGAAGGUGGUGCUUGUUCCAAGCUGAUGUCAGUUGCGGACAAUGGCCCUAUUACAAGCGUUAGUUGGGCUCCUAAUGGUACGCAUAUAGCCAUUGGUUUGCGCGAUUCAGCGGCUCAGUUGUGGGAUGCAACAAGUAGUAAGCAGCUGACAGCUCUACGAGGUGGUCAUCAAUCACAAGUUGGUUCUCUUGCCUGGAAUUCUCACAUUCUUACAACUGGUGAUAUGGAUGGUUUAAUUUUUAAUAAUGAUGUACGCCUUCCAUCUCACAUGGUUGAAGAAUACAAAGGACAUGAACUAGAAGUUUGUGGAUUAAAGUGGUCGAGCUCAGGCCAACAACUAGCCAGUGGAGGUGAUGACAAACUUUUGCACAUCUGGGAUCGGAGAAUGGCAUCAGAGCGAAAUGGCAGACAGAAUCAGUGGCUAUACAGACUGGAUGAUCAUAGAGGUACAGUGAAAGCAUUAGCCUGGUGUCCAUUCCAAAGAAACCUACUUGCGUCAGGGGGUGGUAACCCCGACCGUUGCAUUAAGUUUUGGAAUACUUGUACUGGGUCCUGCUUGAAGUCAAUGGAUACUGGUUCACAUGUCUGUGCACUCUUAUGGAGUAAAACCGAAGGGGAACUUCUUAGUUCGCAUGAGAUUGAUUGGAUGGAGGGUGAUAGUCAGAGACCGUUGAUAUUGUGGGAAUAUCCAUCGAUGGGUAUGGUGGCAGAGCUAGUUGGUCAUACUUCCACGGCUCCAUUCAUGGCUCAGAGUCCAGAUGGGUGCAGAGUAGCAUCUGCCUCUGGAGGAGAUGAAACGUUGCGAAUCUGGAACGUGUUUGGAAAACCUGAAACAAAGAAAAAGCCGAUUAGCAAUCCACUUGGGCCAUUUGCAAGUCUCAACAGCAUAAGGUGAAAACAAAAAAAGCAGGUUUUGUUUAAAAAAAUGUAAUUUGUUACUGUAAAAUAAUGAGGAAGGGGUGGUGUAAAGGAGCCAGUUCGGCUACUAGGCCCGCUGAGAGGUUGUGGUUCCCGGACGCCUUUGAGAGAGCUCGAGAAUAUAUCGGACAGUGCCGUAGAAAGCGUCGCUGCAGAGACCAAGGCGAGGAAAUUGUUUUUGGCUCAUGUCUCCCACCUUGCUCAGAACACCCAGACGGCCCUGAUAGCAAUGUUAGGGGCUCACAGCAUUCAAAUCCUGUUCGAUUAAGUGCCUGGUAUGAAGCAUCCGGUGUUUCUCUCUAAUUGGCGAACGUAAGACUUGAGGUGUGCUGUCUUUUGGAUUGCAAAUUUGACGAUAGCAGAGUUGGGAGAUAGCUUGCUUCUUUCCCAAUAUAUGCGUAGUCACUGUCUAAUUCACUUUCUGGCAAUGGCACAGCCCGCCCAUCGUGGGGGCCUGGGACCCCUCUCGCCUCACGGUUCAGGUUCUCCACACUCACCAGUACUGGAUUCUUCAAUCUUGUAUUGAUAAAGAAAGAAGCGAGCAGAACAGUUCUGCUUGGGAGGGGCCUACAUGCCCAACGACCUUUGUAAUCCCGCAGUUGGGCAAUAUAGCUCUGAACUCAGACCUUCCUUGGGCAAUUACAGGUGAUUUCAAUGCCAUGCGCUGAUAAAACAGUGAGAAAUCCGAACAUCGCUUCUUGUCGGGACUUCAACAAGUUCAGAGCUAACCCAGGAUUGAAUGCUAUUGGUGACCGAGUAAGGAACUACACAACUGGACUAACAAUAGAUUGGAAGACAAAUGCAUUUGGUGCUGUCACGAUAGGUGAUGAGACUCACCUAUACAUAUUAUUUCUGCAGUUGCUGGAGAAGAAGAAGCUAAAUGUAAUGGGCCCAAUAAAUAUAAAUUUCCAUUCUCUCUCCCCAUAAUUCAUGCAUGGGUAAUGCAGUAA
Molecule: messenger RNA, 3002 nt
Organism: Nymphaea colorata (pocket water lily)
Lineage: Eukaryota; Viridiplantae; Streptophyta; Magnoliopsida; Nymphaeales; Nymphaeaceae
Product: cell division cycle 20.2, cofactor of APC complex-like
Exons: 5
Coding region: 644-2029 (461 amino acids)
Biological process (GO): anaphase-promoting complex-dependent catabolic process; positive regulation of ubiquitin protein ligase activity; positive regulation of anaphase-promoting complex-dependent catabolic process
Cellular component (GO): anaphase-promoting complex
Molecular function (GO): protein binding; ubiquitin ligase activator activity; anaphase-promoting complex binding
Source: RefSeq, a predicted model, not a curated record